AUGAGCCCUGCAAAAUCUCCCGAUCGCGGUGAUCCCAACGCCACCGCCACCGCCGCCGCCGCCGCCGCCGCCACCAGGAGGGAGAUCAACGGCCCGCGCCCGCCGCUGCUCAAGAUCCACAAGGACUCCCACCUCAUCAAGAAGGCCGCCUCCCAUCACUAUUCCUCCUCCUCCUCUUCCAAUAACUCGUCCUCCUCCUGCUCGUCUUCCCUGUCGAACCCUAAUCAUCAUUUGCCCGCGGACCCGUCGCAGCAGCAGCAGCAGCAGCAGCAGCAGCAACCGCGGCGGCUGCAGCAGCCUCAGGGAGCCCGCCCCGUCAUCAUCUAUACUCAUUCGCCGAAGAUCAUCCACACCAAGGCCCGGGAUUUCAUGGCCCUCGUCCAGAAGCUCACGGGGUGCCAUCAGCACGAUAAGGGCGAACCGGUUCCUGCUCCAGAUCCGCCUCAGCCGCAAAUAGCGCCGACUGAUGAUGAGACCACUCUUAACAAACGGGAUGCAUCGUCCUCGGUCUUGAGUGAGGAUAGACGAAGUGGUUCUGUCCCAGCGAUCCACGAAGCUAAUUGCGUCUCCCCGAUUCCGAGCCACCAAAACGCAUUGAUUUCAGAUAUCCCGCUGUUUACGCCGAACGCCGCGGAUUUUUUCCUGUCCCCAGGACAGAGAAUGUACAGAUACCCUUAUUCUGCUUACAUGUCUCCAAGCACAGCGAACCGGAUUAUAUCGCCUUCCAUAGCCGAGUUCAUGAAAGAAAUGCCAGAAUGCUGA
Eucalyptus grandis is the source of this 762-nucleotide messenger RNA. Its product is annotated as VQ motif-containing protein 8, chloroplastic. Bases 1 to 762 code for a protein of 253 amino acids. The transcript has a single exon. NCBI's taxonomy places the organism in Eukaryota, Viridiplantae, Streptophyta, Magnoliopsida, Myrtales, Myrtaceae. The record is from RefSeq and is a predicted model, not a curated record. Gene Ontology annotation, cellular component: nucleus.